CUGUUCAAGUGUGUUUGUGAUCCAUAAAGCACGUAUAUAUGGUACUCUAGUUCUCAUCGUAUCUUCAACACCAUCCAACUCCUCAAAGCCUUCUUGCUUUUGGAAGCAAAGAUGCACACUGCUAUCCAAUUCUUACUUGAAAUCUGCCAAAUAGAUAAGAUGAUUUUGAUGGCAAUUCUUUUAGCUUCUCUUGCUUUUCUGUGGCUUUGCAGAAGCAAGAAGAAGGCAGAUAAUUUACCACCUGGUCCCACUGGGUUGCCAAUUUUGGGAAGCCUUAACAAGUUGGGAGCAAAUCCUCAUCGUGAUCUGCACCAACUGGCUAAAAAAUAUGGACCUGUCAUGUACUUACGCUUAGGUUUUGUGCCCACCAUUGUUGUUUCUUCACCCCAAGCUGCUGAACUCUUCCUCAAGACCCAUGACCUUGUGUUCGCCAGCAGACCACGUUAUCAAGCAGACAAAUACGUCUCUUGGGGGCAGAGGAACUUAGGCUUUGCUGAAUAUGGCUCUUAUUGGCGCAACAUGCGCAAGAUGUGCACGUUGGAAUUGCUGAGUCAAACCAAAAUUAAUUCCUUCAGAAGCAUGAGGGAAGAGGAGCUUGACCUGUUGAUCAAACUUCUAAGAGAGGCAGCCAACGAUGGAGAUGCUGUUGAUGUCAGUGCAAAGGUUUCAAAGUACAGUUUAGACAUGGCUUGUAGAAUGAUAUUAGGGAAGAAGUUUAUGGACCAGGACUUGGAUGAGAAAGGGUUCAAGGCUGUGAUGCAAGAGGCGUUGCAUUUAGUAGCAACUCCUAACAUGGGAGAUUACAUUCCUUAUAUCGGUGCACUUGACCUUCAAGGGAUAACUAGGCGCUUAAAGGUGGUUCACACAAUCUUCGAUGACUUCUUCGAGAAAAUUAUUGACGAGCACAUGGAAUCAGGGAAAAGAGAAGACAAGACAAAGGAUUUCGUGGAUGUCAUGUUGGGCUUUUAUGGUACUGAAAAUUCUGAAUACCGCAUUGAACGAGCAAAUAUUAAAGCCAUAGUGAUGGAUAUGUUGGCUGGGUCAGUGGACACUUCUGCUACAUCAGUAGAGUGGGCACUUUCAGAGCUGCUAAAGAAUCCAAGGGUGAUGAAGAAAGUUCAAAUGGAACUGGAAAGCGUGGUGGGUAUGGAGAGGAAGGUGAAAGAAUCAGACUUAGAGAAGUUAGAGUAUUUGGACAUGGUUAUAAAGGAAAGCCUGAGACUGCAUCCGGUGGCACCUUUGCUGAUACCACACCAGUCCAUGGAAGACUGCAUGGUUGGAGAGUAUUUCAUUCCUAAAAAAUCAAGGGUUAUAGUGAAUGCAUGGGCUAUUAUGAGAGACCCAAGCGUUUGGGAUGAAGCAGAGAAGUUCUGGCCAGAGAGAUUUGAAGGAAGGAACAUAAAUGUGAGAGGGAAUGAGUUUGAGCUGAUACCAUUUGGGUCUGGCAGAAGGCGAUGUCCAGGAAUGCAGCUUGGUCUAACCGUGGUUCGUGAGACAUUGGCUCAACUUGUUCAUUGUUUUGAUUGGAAACUGCCAAAUGACAUGUUGGGAGAUGAGUUGGAAAUGACAGAGAAGUUCGGACUCACAAUGCCAAGGGCCAAUCAUCUAUUUGCCAUUCCUACCUAUCGACUUUCCCAUUAGAGGGAUUGUUAGGGAAGGAAAGAUGCUGCAGGUACCAUUUGUCACAUUCAGA
Vigna umbellata (rice bean) is the source of this 1693-nucleotide messenger RNA. RefSeq names its product cytochrome P450 71AU50-like. Lineage: Eukaryota; Viridiplantae; Streptophyta; Magnoliopsida; Fabales; Fabaceae. Gene Ontology annotation, molecular function: monooxygenase activity; oxidoreductase activity, acting on paired donors, with incorporation or reduction of molecular oxygen; iron ion binding. The record is from RefSeq and is a predicted model, not a curated record.